UUCUCGUCAAACAUAUUCGUAGUUCAAGUGAGGCCAUUCACUGUUGCUUUUUGAGAGGCAGAGGUUUGGCAUCUGACCGGAAAUUGUUUGGAUCUGGAGGUAAACGCUGCCGGGAGAUGCUGCCGUCAUAAACAGGCAGAUGAAAAUACAGAAUAAUCUCACUGAAACGGCCCUGACAGGGACAGUAUUCAGCUUGAGCUAGUAUGGAUGUUGAAGACUGCAAUGUCCCAUCUUGCAUUUCAGCUAGUGGAGACUCUUCAAUGGAAAGAGAGUUUUCUGGGGCUCUUGGAGGAGCAACAGUGAGCACCCCAAACAGCAAGGAUACCUCCCCUAGUCGCUCACUCAGUGCCAACUCCAUUAAAGUGGAGCUGUACAGUGAUGAAGACCCAGGCCGCAGUACUGAAGAUGAGAGAGGGGAGCGGCUAGAAGAAGGGGGUCCUGAUCUGGGAUAUGAGGCUGUUGGAGGCUACAGGGAGCUCACCAAUCCUGAAUCCAUGCAAGCUGGAGCCACCAGACUUCCAAAUGGAAAGCUCAAGUGUGACAUCUGUGGAAUGAUCUGCAUCGGCCCUAAUGUUCUCAUGGUGCACAAACGCAGCCAUACAGGUGAGCGACCAUUCCAGUGUAAUCAGUGUGGCGCCUCCUUCACUCAAAAGGGUAACCUACUCCGCCACAUCAAGCUGCACUCAGGGGAGAAGCCCUUUAAAUGCCCCUUCUGCAGCUAUGCCUGUAGAAGAAGAGACGCGCUCACUGGCCACCUUCGCACUCAUGCCGUAUCCUCUCCAACUGUAGGGAAGCCUUAUAAGUGCAGUUAUUGUGGCCGCAGUUACAAGCAGCAGAGCACCCUGGAGGAGCACCGCGAGCGCUGCCACAGCUACUUACAGAGUCUGGAGUCACAGCAGCCCUCCAGUGCGCAUAAUACAGGAGAGGAGAUGAGAGAGCUAGAGUUUAUACCACACGCUCUACUGCAACCCUCCUCAGACAAGAUGGCAUUUAUCGAUCGUCUUGCCAACAGCAUCACCAAACGCAAGAGAUCCACACCUCAAAAAUGUGUAGGACAGAAGCUCAUACACCUCAACCUUGCAGAUGCACCUUAUGAGCUCGGCACUGCUUUGGAUAAAGACGGGGAGAUGCACGCGGAGGACUACGAAACCAGACACUUUACUCAUCUGGGAGGAGAAUACGCAGGUGUAGAAGGUAAUGGAGGAGGAGGGGUGUCGGACACACUGAGGCCUCUACACCUUCCCACCACCCACCCCUCAUGUUUAACAGAACUCAGGCCGCUCCACAGCUCCGUGGCUCUGGGCGCCAGGCUGGACUGCACGGGGACUGGAGGGGCUGAGAGCUGCGGGGGUCGGGGGGAGGGAGGCAGCAGAGGCAACGGUUGCCAUGACUCUACAGACACAGAGAGCAUGCCAGACGAGCCCUGCAACAGUACCGCUCAGGCCCUGCACAGCAACAAUGGCCAUCAUCUCCCUCACUCCAAAAACCACCACCCAGCGCCUCCUCUGGUCUCACAUCGCAGGAGCCGGGACAGUCCCAGCCGCGCCAAAGACCGGGAGGACGGAGCUCUCCCACCUCCUGCCCUCGCUCCAACCCCAAGCUCACCCACUGCGCCGUCCUCCACCUCUACAGAGGCGUUUCGAGUUGUCGACGGGGAGGGAAGAGCGGUGCGCUCUUUUCGUUGCACGCACUGCCGUGUGCUUUUCCUGGACCAUGUCAUGUUCACCAUCCACAUGGGCUGCCACGGUUUCCGCCAGCCUUUCGAGUGUAACAUCUGUGGACACCGCAGCCAGGACCGCUAUGAAUUUUCUUCACACAUCGUCCGAGGAGAGCACAUUCUUGACUGAGGACAGAGGAUGGUCAGCCUGCUUCAUCUAGAGAUAUUUUUACACUGAGACAAGGACCUGGCUGGGUUUGGUCUGCACACGGGUUAAAGGAGACGCUAAAUACAUGAAACUGAUCUGAGAAUUUCAAAUAGGCGCUGGUACUCCAACGCAUAUCCCAGGAUUAAUGGUCAGCUCAUAUGUGUGUUUUCUAACACUAUAAGCGUGGUCCUUUGUACUUUAAAUGCACUUUGAUCAAUUAAUCAAUUUAAAAAGCACUUUUAAUUCCUUGUAGAUAAUGAGACAAUGCACUUUUUCAUCCGCAGAUGUGCCUUGCUCCAAAGUUCAGGAUUCAAACCUGAUGCACAAAUUACAAUAUACCAAUCUGGCUUUUGUCCAUAACCUGAAAAGUCCCUUCUUGUGCACUUUAACAGCUCAAUGAGAAGUGAAUAGGCUCACCUACAAUAUCAUCUGUAGAAAGGUCAAUGCCUUGUACUAAAAGCACUUAUGUAUUUAAAUGAUUCCCUUACAAAUGUUAAGUUCUACAGAGUUUUUACAACUUGGGGUUGCCUUAAGAAAUGCUUUUUAUAAUGUAAAAAAGUGCAGACCAAACUCAAAAACCAGGUCCAACUCGAAUAGAGGACUUUGAGGGGUUGUCCGUGAAUAAGAAAUGCACUUUUGUUUUUAACGUGUGUGUGUGUGUGUGUGUGUGUGUGUGUGUGUGUGUGUGUGUGUGUGUGUGUGUGUGUGUGUGUGUGUGUGAGAGAGAUAGAUAUGACGGUGAUAUGUGUUAUGGAAGUUAAUUGAACGAGUAAGGUAGAAAAUGAAGGCCUUUGUGUGAAUGCCGUGUGGCACAAUGUGCGAAAUGUUUGUUUUUUUCUCUUCUAUUACUGCUUUUGUUGCACUGAUACCUGCCAGAAUACUUUCAUUAUAUUAAACUAUUUUAUUGAAUACAUUAAUGACCUGCACAUUUCUCUAAAGGAGAAAAAAAGGUUUUUCCCCCUCUGGGAAAGGAGUACGAGUAUCACUGCCACAAUUUUAGAGAUUACUGAAUAGGUUAGGGUCUUAACAAGUCUUUAACAUUUGCUCUUACAUCAAACUGCACACCAACACAAAUCUAUUUAUAUUUUCUAAUUAUUUUUGAUGUUUUUAUCUUAUUGCAUUGUGCCUUUCUUCACCUUGAUCAUAUCUUGUUGACCAGAAUCAUGUCAGAUCAUUGUUGGUGAUUUCAAAUAACUUAAGUUACAAAAUAAAAUUCCUUAUUCAAGUUUUUCCCGACAAUAGUCCACAUCUUAUAGCUUUGCACAAUAUUUAUAUGCUCCCACUCUUCACUCCCUCACUCUGAUUUUCAUUUAUGUGAAAAAAACACUUUUACUAAUUUAUCAAAGACUAACGUGCAAGGCUUUUGCUGCUAUGACAUGAAUAAGUGCAGCGGCAGUUUAAUACCGUCCUCACAGGAAAAAGGUUUAGAUAUUAGAUUUUCUUUGAACACAUUUUUAGUCCACAGUGAAAAGGGUUUUUCUUUCAAAAUGCUGGUUGUGAUCUAUGAUAUAACCUGUGUUGGUAAUAAGGUGCAGAAAUUAAAUGUACGUUAACCCUUAUGUUGUGUUCGGGUCUCCCGUGACCCGUUUCAAAUUAUAUAAUAACUACGCUCUAGUUUUUUUGAUAGGAACAAGGCUUCA
Notothenia coriiceps (black rockcod) is the source of this 3505-nucleotide messenger RNA. Its product is annotated as zinc finger protein Eos. Gene Ontology annotation, biological process: regulation of transcription by RNA polymerase II. Gene Ontology annotation, molecular function: DNA-binding transcription factor activity; RNA polymerase II cis-regulatory region sequence-specific DNA binding. Lineage: Eukaryota; Metazoa; Chordata; Actinopteri; Perciformes; Nototheniidae. The record is from RefSeq and is a predicted model, not a curated record.